Molecule: messenger RNA, 2301 nt
Organism: Vicia villosa (hairy vetch)
Lineage: Eukaryota; Viridiplantae; Streptophyta; Magnoliopsida; Fabales; Fabaceae
Exons: 8
Coding region: 469-1032 (187 amino acids)
Biological process (GO): GPI anchor biosynthetic process
Cellular component (GO): glycosylphosphatidylinositol-N-acetylglucosaminyltransferase (GPI-GnT) complex
Source: RefSeq, a predicted model, not a curated record
CGGAGUUCACCAAAUUUGAUAGAAAGGAUAACAAUUUAAUAUUCUGCAACUAUACAUUUUGAAAGGGGUUAAAAUUACAAAACUGAUCUCCAAACUAGUAGUUUAGAAUUAGAUGCCUCAACAUCAAAAAAUAAAAAAAGAAGACAGAGGAAGUAUAACACAGUGGCCGCUCCCAUUUUCCGGCCACCAUGCUUAUCGGAAUACAAAAAUACCACAUUUCUUCCGCCGCAGCAGCAAGUCCCGUUCCGGCCACCUCAGUUUCUUCUUCUUCUUCUUCUUCUUCUUCUUCUUCUUCUUCUUCUUCUUCUUCUUCUUCGUCUUUACAUCCACAAUAAAAUCUAGGAUUUUGAAUUUGUUGUUUCCGCCACCGUUUUAACCGCCGCUCGCAGCUACCGUUAUCGUCCUCUCAUCUUUUUCUUUGCUUUGUGAGUUUCCAUCCAUUCUCUUCGAUGCCACGGCCGCCACAGGAUGGUUGAAUUUUCAAUAAGUAAUGCUAGAUAUAGUUAUGUGCAUGAUCAGAAAUAUCCCUCUGAAGACAUACACCAUAUAGUUCUGAGGAGAAGUGGUGCAAAACAUCUUUUUGUGUAUGCCUCAGCACUUUUUGUAUUAGCAUGUGGCAUCUAUCUCUAUGUUUCUGAGGAAAAAUCGAUCACUCUUGUGUAUUACAGUUUGCUUUUUGACAUUCUUCUUGUCAAGUUGUUACUUCGGAAGCCUGUUAAUAAAGAGUCUGUUGUGAUUAUGCCAGCUUUUGGUGUACAGCUUGAGAAUCACUAUAUGAGUGGAAAAGUCAUACGAUGCUUUGUUCCCAUUGACAAGAUUCUAAAACCUGUUUUAUUAGAAUGUGUGACUCCAGUGACUUGCUACUGGACUCUAUCCUUGAUUGUUCGUGAGGAAUCAGAAAUGGUGUUAGUUUUCAAGAAAUUGCGACCGCCUGUUAAAAUGCUGGUCCAUAUCUGGAAGGCUUUGUGUGCUGCAACAGAUAAUAAAGAAGAGACUUGUACACAUACAGAGAUUUUGUAUAAUAUUAAUUGAUGCCCUGUUAUCACAAUACAACUUUAUUGGAGGAGUUAUAUGAAGUUUCAACUCUUCUAGAAUUCUUACAACUUUAUUGGAAGAGUUAUCCGAAGUUUCAACUCUUCUAGACUUUUUUGAAGCCAUAUAAUCUCACAAACAUCUUGAACCAUUGCCAUAUAUUCUUCCUCAACACUACUUCUUACUACUACAUUUUGUUUUUUAUUCUCCUCCAAGUAGCUAAGUGCAUGUUUGGUUUAGCUUUUGGAAAGGCCAAAAGCAAUUCUAGAAGACUAGAAUUGAUUCUGGGUUAUUUUAAGAUGUUUGGUUAGGCAAAAGUAGAAUUGAUUCUGUCUCCAGAAUUGAUUCUACCAGAAGCUAGAAUUUGUAGCUUCUGCCUCCAGAAUUGAUUCUGGAUGAUUUUUACAUUGUAAUUUAUUGUUCAACUCACUUUUACAUAAAUGUAUCCAAACAUAAAUCAAUUCAGCUAAACUCAAUUCUGAUAAAAUCAAUUCUACUAAACUCAAUUCUGCUAGAAUCAAUUCUGUCCACCGCCAAUCCAAACACACCCUAAGUUUACUCAAACAAAUGUGCAGUAACAAGAAGUUGACUUCCUAUUUGUAAUAGAAUAUGUCCAGACUACAUCACUGUACACUUCAAUGUCUUGCUAAUGUGUUUUCUUAAAGAAGAGUCCUUUGUUUGGGGGAACUUUUGAAGUAUCUUAAAAUGUGGUAGAUACUCUCUAAAUGUUUAUCAUGUGGUGAGUGCACGGAUUGACUCACUAAACUUUCAGCAAAUGCUAUAUCUGGGCGAACGAUUUUAGGUUUCACAGCCAAUGGUGUUAGGUUUCACAGCAGGAGCAAACAAUUUUAGUAAUCAAUAUCAUAUGUUUGUGUAAAGUUUUUGGAAACAAGUCGAACUUUAUACUUCUGAGUUGAUUCAUCUGCCUGACAUUUCAUGGUAAACAUCCAUUUACAUAUCACAAUUAUUUUUCUUCUAAGAUCAACCUCUUUCCAAGUCUAAUUUUUUUAAGAGCCCAAAUCUCAUCUAAUACAACUUUCCAUUUAGCAACCCUUAGAGCUUCAUGCAUAUCACUUGGAAUUUCUAUUUUAGCUGGUUCACAAGUAAAGGCUCUAAAAUGGGUGGCAAUUUGUCAUAAGAUAUAGAGUUGAAAAUAAGAUGUUUGUAGAGGAUCUUACACCUUUCCUAACAGGAAUAGAUAGAGUAUAAUUAGCAAUAUGGUUGGUUGAAAAGGAAAAAAAAACAUUAUUAAGAACAAGUUCAAUAAGG